GGGAUGGCGAGCAGCUGUGAGGAGAAACUGCUCGAACAGUCAGACCAGCUAGCGUCAAAGGGAGACCACAUGAGAGGAGCUGGCAGAGCUCAGUUAGGCCUGGUUUGGGUCAGCAGGGAUCACUGGACCUGAGCCCUGAAACAAACCUCUAUAGACGAUACUCCCACUUGGAUUUUUAAGAAUUAUCUAUUAUUCUUCCCAAGCCUACAAAAAGAUGCAAACUAUCAGGUCUUUGUUCAAUCCCAAGUGGUCGUCAGAUGUUCGUCUUGAGGGGAAGACGGCCAUAGUAACAGGGGCAAACACCGGAAUAGGCAAAGAAAUAGCCAAAGACUUAGCUGCUAGAGGUGCUAGAGUGAUUUUGGCGUGCCGAGACACAGCGAAAGGAGAGCAGGCGGCAUCUGACAUCAUGAGGGAAGUGAACGGAGCUAAAGUGGCCGUCAGGCAGCUGGAUCUGGCUGACACCAAGUCCAUAUGCCUGUUUGCCGAGAAUAUCUACAACACUGAGAAGACCCUGGACUACCUUGUCAACAAUGCAGGUGUUGCUAUCUGUCCGUAUGCAAGGACGAUGGAUGGGUAUGAGAUGCAGUUUGGAGUCAAUCACUUAGGUCAUUUCUUCCUGACUUUCCUGCUGCUGGACCUGCUGAAGCACUCUGCCCCGUCCCGGGUCAUCAACGUGUCGUCCGCAGUUCACGCCAUGGGCAAGAUCCAGUUUGAUGAUCUGAAUGGGGAUAAAGAUUACCAUCCCGUCAGAGCCUAUGCUCAGAGCAAGCUGGCUAACGUGCUGUUUACCAGGGAGCUUGCCAAAAGGACUGAGGCUCUUGGUGUGAUGGCUUUUUCUGUGGACCCUGGCAUGGUAAACACCGAAAUUACAAGGCACAUCAGGCGCCCUCUUGUGGACAUAGCUAAAAUCUUCAGUUUCUUGAUCCGAACCCCAGCAGAGGGAGCGUCCACCUCUAUCUACUGCAUCGUUACUCCAGAGAAUGAGCUGCUCACCGGUGGAUUCUACAGGAACUGUGCCAGAGCAGACAGCUGCAGGGCAGGAGAAGAUGAUGGCACCGCUCUGAAGCUGUGGGCCAUGAGCUGCCACCUGCUGGGCAUCCGCUGGAGAUAAACAAAUCUGACCGCACUGUGCAGCAACAUUAAUAUGCACUUCAGAAAUACCCUUUUCAUCUUGUGAGCAAAAUGUUAAAAUCCAUUGAACAUCAUCCAUGUCCCUGACAUGUUAUAAGACAACUUGGCCUACAAUCAAAUCACUGUUUAAGUUUGAGUCUUUAAAUCACAUCACUUAUAAAAGAUACACGAUUAGAUUAAAUGCGAGCUUAGUGAAGGGCGUAAUGGCCAGAAGAUGGGUAAAAUAAAAACUACUAUACUUGUG
Poecilia latipinna (sailfin molly) is the source of this 1375-nucleotide messenger RNA. RefSeq names its product retinol dehydrogenase 12. Lineage: Eukaryota; Metazoa; Chordata; Actinopteri; Cyprinodontiformes; Poeciliidae. The coding region runs from base 215 to 1111 and encodes 298 amino acids. The transcript has 8 exons. The record is from RefSeq and is a predicted model, not a curated record.